Messenger RNA from Pantherophis guttatus, 1328 nucleotides. It is a transcript of the gene LAMTOR1, whose product is annotated as late endosomal/lysosomal adaptor, MAPK and MTOR activator 1. Gene Ontology annotation, cellular component: lysosomal membrane; Ragulator complex; membrane raft. Lineage: Eukaryota; Metazoa; Chordata; Lepidosauria; Squamata; Colubridae. Gene Ontology annotation, biological process: endosomal transport; positive regulation of TOR signaling; lysosome organization. The record is from RefSeq and is a predicted model, not a curated record. Gene Ontology annotation, molecular function: guanyl-nucleotide exchange factor activity; molecular adaptor activity.
CGUGACCGGAAGCCGGAAGGAGGCGAGGCGAGAGCUGAGGGGGCUCGACAGGGUCUGCCGUCCCCUCGGCCGGAGGAGGAGGAGGCGCAGCAGCAGCAGCAGCAGCGAAAGCAGCAGAGCCGCGGACGGCCCCCUCCCGCCGCCGCCGCCGCCAUGGGCUGCUGCUACAGCAGCGAGAACGAAGCCUCCGACCAGGGGGAGGAGUCCAAGCCCCUGCUGCCCCCAGCCUCCAGCCCACCCAACAAGUCCAUGAAUGGGAUGGAACCCUGCUGCACUCUGCCUUCAGCCCGGACGGACGAGCAGGCGCUGCUCUCCUCCAUCCUGGCUAAGACAGCCAUCAACAUCAUUGAUGUUUCAGCUGCAGAUCAGCAGCAGAUGGAGCAGCACGAGUACAUGGACCGAGCGCGGCAGUACAGCACCCGGCUGGCCGUGCUGAGCAGCAGCCUCACGCACUGGAAGAAGCUCCCUCUGCUGCCCUCGCUGACCAACCAGCCGCACCAAGUCCUCGCCAGUGACCCCGUGCCCUUCGCAGACCUGCAACAGGUCUCCCGGAUAGCUGCCUAUGCCUUCAGUGCCCUCUCCCAGAUCCGCGUGGAUGCGAAAGAAGAACUGGUGGUGCAGUUUGGGAUCCCCUGAUGCCCAUCCUCUCGCCCGAGUUGGGUUUCCCUCCUCCACUUUUAAUUUCUCUCCUCCCCACCACUGGAUCGACACCGCAGUGGACCUCGUGCACAAGAAGAGACACUGGAUCUGUUAUCUGGCCACAGGGACACUAACGUGUGGACAGCCGAGGCUGACGAGACCCAUCACUUGGCGCCCUCCUCCUCUUCUCCCUGGCUUGGCAAGGCAGUGCCCGGUCGGCCUGGGCCAGGAGGCAGAGAGCGCUCGCUCGGCUCAGCCGCGAGGAGGAAGGUGACUCCGGGACUCACGCCGGGGGAGGAGGGGGGGGCCGUCGGUGGGCUUCAUUUACCUUUGUGGUUGUGGCUCUGGGAUUUUGAAUUUGUGCAGGAGAAGAUGGGAUGGUGGCGGACAAGCAAGCCAGAGGGGGCCCCUCUUGUUCUCCCCCCCCCCCCCUCUGGCUGAGCUGGAUCGUUCCCUUUCAUCACCUGAUCUUUGGAUGUUUUAGAGCAGGGAAGCAGCACUGGUGAAUUAGAGCUUUUUAAGGGGGGGGAAAGCAACACAACCACGGAAGCGAAGCCUUUUGAUCUUAGCAUCCUUCUUGGUCUGUACCCCUCCCCUCUUUUACCUCGCUGAGCUGUCAUUUUAAUUUUUUUUUUGUUGGUUUUGCUAAAGUAGGUUAAGAAAAGUAUAAAUAUAUUCAUCCGAGCAAA